Molecule: messenger RNA, 796 nt
Organism: Sphaeroforma arctica JP610
Lineage: Eukaryota; Ichthyosporea; Ichthyophonida
Exons: 3
Cellular component (GO): nucleus; mRNA cleavage and polyadenylation specificity factor complex
Molecular function (GO): protein binding
Source: RefSeq, a predicted model, not a curated record
AUGCUCAACUACUACAUCCAGGUGCUGACCACCUUCCCGCUCGAAACACGCAAUGCCAUGUGGGCUGUCUACGGCAGCAGAGGACGUACCGGCGAAGACCCCAUAGUGGACAAUAAAGCAGGAAAUGCGGACAGCAAAAGGGAAGAUGAAGAAGAGAAGAAAAAGAACGAGUUUCACUCCUACCUGUUCUUGUCCACCGAUGACAGUACCAUGGUGUUACGCACCGACGAGGAGUUGGCCCAGGUCAAAGCUGAACCGCAUAGCUUCCACGCCGGUGUGCAAACCCUGCUAGUUGCCAAUGUGGGGAGUCGCGGGUUCAUCCUGCAGGUCCAUCCGCAAGGACUGGUGCUGCUGCGAGACCUGGACGAGUUACAGGACAUAACUCUCAGCGACACUCUCACAGAACGGCACAGUCACGCCGCACCCACCGGCACACAUGCAGACACAAACACACCUCUGCUCACAGACGCGCCUAAGGGUCCUAGCACCGGCACAGACCCACACAGCAACACAGAAGCAAGCACACACACGCAUGGCGAGAUAAGUAUCAUCUCCGCCGACAUCGCCGAUCCCUACGUGAGUGUCCUGUGCAGCGACGGGCAGGUGAUUGUGUGGCUGUUUGACUCGGCCACGUGUUCGUUGGUGCGGACGGACCUGAAUGUACCGAACUGCCCGCUUUCCGCUGUGUGUUUAUAUCGGGACGAGGAUAUGGUGUUAUUUGCUGACUCGAGCUCGUCACAGAAUACACGAUCCUAUACUUCGGCUGCAAACGGGGAUAGCAGCGCGGUGAGAGAAG